Messenger RNA from Fragaria vesca subsp. vesca, 1110 nucleotides. Its product is annotated as putative ribonuclease H protein At1g65750-like. The transcript has a single exon. The record is from RefSeq and is a predicted model, not a curated record. Lineage: Eukaryota; Viridiplantae; Streptophyta; Magnoliopsida; Rosales; Rosaceae. The coding region runs from base 1 to 1110 and encodes 369 amino acids.
AUGGAAAUUGAUCUCAUUCUCAAAAUUCCACUUAGUUUAUAUAGAGGCGAGGACCGGCUGGUUUGGCAUUUUGAUAAAAAGGGCUGCUAUACGGUGAAGAGUGGGUACUAUGUUGGCAGGUUAGUGGAAGGGUUGGAGAAGCAAGCUUUAGGGUCUGACUCGGGGGUGAAGCGUGGAAGAUUAUGGUGUAAACUUUGGAGUGCUCAGGUACCUCCUAAGGUACGUAUGCAUGGUUGGCGUUUGGCACAGGGAACAUUACCCACUAGAGCUGCCUUGAUAAAGAAAAAGGCUCAGCUCCCAGACGUCAGUUGUGUGUUUUGUUUGAAUAGUGUUGAGGAUAGCUUACAUCUGUUUAAAAACUGCAAUGCACUUCGUGCCUUUUGGAAGCAAUACAUGCUACAAAUCCAGCCUUAUACCCACCCAUCUGUGAGUAUUGAAGUGUGGUUUUGGGAUAUGAUAGAUAUGUUGAGUGGUGAGACACUAGGGGCAUUUUUAAUGACAUUGUGGGUGAUUUGGGUGGAACGGAAUAAUAUGGUGUGGAGAGGUAAGUACUAUAAUGCUGCCAAUAUGUUUGAAUGGUCCAUCACUUUGCUCAGGGAGUACAAAGAGUGUCACCAACAUAGCGGAAGCAAGAAGAAGAGAGCUAUAUCAAAAUGGUCAUGUCCCCCACGUGGUAGACUCAAGGUAAAUAUAGAUGGGAGCUUUGAGCAGGAACUUGGUAGUGGAGGUGUGGGUGUGGUAGUUAGAAACUAUGAGGGAGAGUGUGUUGCUACUUUUGCUAGGCCUUUUCAGUAUGCUUUAUCCGCUUUUCAUAUGGAAGCGGAAGCUCUUAGAGCAGGUAUGCUAAUAUGUAUUCAGCAAGGGUGGGAAGAUGUUGAAGUCGAAAGUGAUUGUGUGAAUUUGGUACAUGCACUCCACAACACCGAUGACGAUCUCUCUAUUGCAGGAAGAGUUAUAGAGGACUGCCAAAGGUAUGUUAGUGCUUUUAAUUUCUUUCACUUGCAACAUAUUUAUCGUGAAGCAAAUAGUGUGGCAAAUAGAUUGGCCCGCUUUGCUAGAUGUAAUAAGUUGGAUGUUUUCAGUUUAGAUGAGACACCUGUUAUUAUUUAG